Diachasmimorpha longicaudata is the source of this 1485-nucleotide messenger RNA. RefSeq lists its product as uncharacterized. Gene Ontology annotation, molecular function: ATP binding; protein kinase activity. Gene Ontology annotation, biological process: protein phosphorylation. NCBI's taxonomy places the organism in Eukaryota, Metazoa, Arthropoda, Insecta, Hymenoptera, Braconidae. The record is from RefSeq and is a predicted model, not a curated record. The transcript has 4 exons. The coding region runs from base 238 to 1194 and encodes 318 amino acids.
GAUAAAGCUCGACGUGGGUAUCAGGCCCAACCAAAGACCCUCUUUGGGACCAUCCUAAUUGAAUAAAGCAAAACCAAAAUGGCGAAUCUUUUUUAUCGACGGUCGGUAACAAAGACGUCACGAAAAAUUAUUAUCGACCAACUUCAGGGCGUUGAUUCCAAAUAAAAAAAUCGUUGGAAAUUCAAAAUAACUUCUUCGACCUUAUCCAUUGCGUAUUGCAUCUGUUGUGACUGAUUCAUGUGGUACAUAAAUGUAAAUACGAAAGAUUUGCUGGAAGGGAGUGAGAGCUUAAUCAAUCAAUCAAUAUCAAUGGAGAAUCCAGAUGUCAAAAAUCAUGAUUCAGCCAACAGAAACGAUGAGAACAAUCAGAAUGUCGUGAACUCCGAGGAGAAAAAGCAGUGGACAUUAGCUGAUUUUUGCAUGGGGAAGAAAAUUGCUCAGGGGACGUUUGGAAUUAUAUAUUCUGCGAAGGAGAAACAUCAGAAUGUUGUCAUUGCCAUGAAAGUUCUGUUCAAAACUGAUAUUAAGAAGAAGCAGUUGAAGCAACAGGUCCUCAAGGAAAUUGAAAUUCACACACAUCUAAAGCACCCCAACAUCCUGAGAAUGUACGGUUGGUUCCAAGACGAAAAACGUGUCUACAUGGUGAUGGAGCUCGCCGUCUCCGGGGAUUUACUGAAGAGACUGCAGCUGGAGCCCUGCAACAGGUUCACGGAGCCAGUGGCAGCAUCGUACCUGAAUGACUUGACAGAGGCUGUGAAGUACAUUCACAAGAAGAAGAUAAUCCAUCGGGAUGUGAAGCUGCAGAACCUGCUGUUGGGUAAGGACGAUGUCCUGAAAUUAACAGACUUUGGGUGGGCUGUGCACACCCCCACCUGCCAGUCCUUCGGGGAUUGCGGGGAACGUGAGAACAUGGCCCCGGAGAUGCUGCUCAAAAAACCUUAUGAUUAUGCUGUUGAUGUUUGGGGGAUUGGACUUGUUGGCUUCCAGAUGAUAACUGGAGUCUUCCCGUUCACUGGAUGUGAUGCUAAGGAGACUGUGAAGAGAGUUACGAGGGGGGAGGUUGUCUUCCCCGGGGGGAGAAAAUUCAGCGAUGAUGCUCGUGAUUUAAUUUCGAAGCUUCUUGUGGUCAAUCCAAAUGAGAGGCUGACUUUAAAUGAGAUAACAAGUCACAGUUGGAUUUCGAAGAACCACUGAGGACCAUUUUUUCUAGUGUUGCUGCCAAAAAUGUUAUUUAGUGUUUGGUAAGGAAUAAACCCUUUUUUUCUACUCUGUUUGAUAGUAAGUAUUUAAUUCCUCUGGAAGAAACUACAAUAAGAUAGAUAAAUGCAUAAUCACCAUCAAAAGUAUAGUCACUCAAAAUUGUUUCUGUACCGCAUUUAUCAUUAUUUACAACAAUUGAAUUUGAUGUUCUUUAUUAAAUAAUUUAUUGUAAUAUUCACACGUCGAUAGAAAUUAAAAAAUCAAAUGAAACUCUCAAAUUUUCAA